Messenger RNA from Lolium perenne, 2279 nucleotides. Its product is annotated as probable GTP diphosphokinase RSH2, chloroplastic. Lineage: Eukaryota; Viridiplantae; Streptophyta; Magnoliopsida; Poales; Poaceae. Gene Ontology annotation, biological process: guanosine tetraphosphate metabolic process. Gene Ontology annotation, cellular component: chloroplast. The record is from RefSeq and is a predicted model, not a curated record.
AAUGGCAAUUUGCGUUCGUUCCAAAGCGUACACGACCACCCAACCUUACUGUUCAUAACCACGCCACCACGCGCGAAAUCGAGGAAAAGCCCCAACGUCCCAACUCUUCUUCUACCUUCCCUUCCACGCCUCUCUCUCCACCUCCCCCCUUUCCCUUUCCUCCCAGAUUCCCAGCUCGCCACGGCGCCAUGCCGGCGGCGGUCGCCUGCUCCGUCAAGUGCCGCCCCCACUACCGCCUCACGGCGCCGCAGCCCCCCGCCGCGCUGGAGCUCCUGCCCCGCGCCCAGGCCGCCGCCGGCGAGCUGCGGGCGACCCGGUGCCGGAGCCCGCCCUCCCUGUCCUUCGCGCGGGCCUCCGACCACCAACCGGACUCUCCCCGUGCUCCCUGCCGAAGCCCCCCGUCCGCCAGGCGAGCUCGCGCCGGCGUGGCGGGCGAGGAGGCGGGCCGCUCCGACUCCGCGGCCGCGCUGCUCGGCGGCGCGCAGUCGCUGCACGCCAUCUUCCGCGACGAGCUCGUGCGGAAGGCCUUCUACGCGGCCGAGGCGGCUCACCGCGGCCAGAUGCGCGCGAGCGGCGACCCUUACCUGCAGCACUGCGUGGAGACAGCGGCGCUGCUCGCGGAGCUCGGCGCCGGCCCUUCGGUUGUCGCGGCGGGGCUGCUGCACGACACCGUCGACGACGCGGGUCUGGAUUAUGGCUCCAUCUCCGAGCAGUUCGGCGCUGGCGUCGCGGACCUUGUCAAGGGGGUUUCUAACCUAAGUCAUUUGAGCAAACUGGCUCGUCGAAGCAAUACAGCGAGCAGAACUGAUGAAGCUGACAGGUUACGUACGGUCUUCCUUGCAAUGGAAGAUGCGAGAGCCGUGCUCAUCAAACUUGCUGAUAGACUACACAAUAUGAGGACGUUGGAUUCGUUGCCCAAGAUCAAGCGUCAGUGCUUUGCAAAGGAAACACUGGAGAUAUUUGCUCCGUUGGCAAAUCAAUUGGGGAUAUUGAACUGGAAGGAACAGCUUGAAAAUCUGUGCUUCAAGCACCUUUAUCCAGAACAAUACGAGGAACUGUCAUCUAAUCUUCAUCAGUUCUACAACAGAGAUAUGAUUGCAGCAGCAAUAAGGCGACUAGAACAAGCCCUUCAGGUGAGCGGACUAUCCUAUCGUUCCAUAUCGGGGAGGCAUAAGAGCAUGUACAGCAUCUACAGCAAGAUGGCAAGGAAGAAACUGGAGAUGGAUGAAAUCUAUGAUGUACAUGGGGUGCGUGUGAUACUUGAGAAUAAAGCUGAUUGUUUCACAACAUUAGAAGUUGUCCAUCAUUUGUGGCCUAGAAUUCCUGGGAAGUUCAAAGACUAUGUGAACAGCCCCAAACCUAAUGGGUACCAGUCCCUGCACACGGUUGUCCUCAGUGAAGAAGCACUCCCAUUAGAGAUCCAAAUUCGUACUGGGGACAUGCAUUUGCAGGCAGAGUUCGGAAUUGCUGCACAUUGGAGGUACAAGGAAGGCCUUCGGAGUUGCUCUUCAUGCUCUCCUGAAAUGGUUGACUGGGUUAGAUGUGUUGUUACGUGGCAGUGUGAAUCUUUGCACAUAGAUCACCCUUCACCUCUUGGAGUUGGUCCGUCACCGAGGACAACAUGCACCUUCCCUUCUCACUCUGACGAUUGUCCUUUCUCCUAUUCGAAACAAUAUGAUCACAGUGGACCAAUCCUAGUAAUACUUCUGGAGAACGAAAAGAUGUCAGUGCAAGAGCUCCCCCAAAAGUCAAAAAUACUGGACCUAUUGAAGAGGGCAUCUUCCUAUGACAUGCAGUUGAGCCUGAGGCUGAAUUGCCAUGCUGUGCACAAUUUGAACCAAGAGCUGAAGAUGGGCGAUGUGCUGGAGCUAAUUCCUUCAACUCCAUGCAAAUCUGGAAGUUACAUGAGGGGGUUCCACCGGUUUCGCCAUCUUGACAGACAUCGAACAGUAGAUCUUGUGAAUAUAGAUAUGACAGAGCAGCUAAUCAUCUGAAGUUCAGAUUCUACACUGACAUAACAGUAACAGAUAGUGUAGUAUGUGGUGUUUAUUUGUUGAAGUAGAGGAAAAGAAGGUACGUAGCAUGUAAAAUUCAUCUGAAGUUUAGGUUCUCCUGCACUGACAGAAUAGUAACACAUUGUUAGCAUCUGGUGUAUAUUUUGUUGAUAAUUUGUUGAAGUAGCACAAGAUUGUAAGCAUGUAAAUAUGUGAUAAGAGUUUGAGCACAGUAAAUGGUUUCCGUGGGACAACCCUUAUUGGAAUGUAAACACUGUUCUGAUA